ACAGGGGUGCUGAUGUCAAAGUUUUUUGUUUUGAUUCAUCGUAUUGUGUUUUGUCCAAUCUGCUCAAUUUUUUUUAUCAAUUUCAUUGUCAAAAAAUCAUUUUUAUUCAAGUUUCACAUUAAAAUGAUGGAUUCGAACGAUCCGGAGUCGGCAGACUCGUGUAGCCUGACGGAGGAAGAAGUGGAACCAAAGUUGAAAUACACACGGCUUUCGAAUGAUCUAAAGAGCAUCCUUAGCGAAGAAGCCGUCAGCUGUAUAGCCGUACAUUCAAGAUUUCUCUGCCUCGGGACCCACUGGGGUCGUAUUCACAUGCUGGACCAUCAGGGAAAUAGAGUGGAAACACUGAUCAAUCUAAAGCAGAAUCCGCAUAUUCUUUCUGUGAAUAAGAUUUCGGUCGAUAGUAAAGGAGAACACAUUGCCACUUGUUCUGAUGAUGGAAUGAUCAUUAUCAGUGGGUUGUACUCAGAUGAAAAUAAUCAGAAGCUCAAUGUCGGGAGAGGCAUCAAGGCGGUUGAACUCGAUCCUAUCCAUCAUAGAGUAGGUUCAGGGCGAAAGUUUCUAAUAGGUGACACUAAACUUGUUCUUUACGAAAAAACGUUUUUGAAAGGAUUAAAGUCUACAGUUCUUAGUGAAUCGGAAGGUGUAGUUAGUGCUAUCAGAUGGAAUGGUCAGUUCGUUGCGUGGGCAAGCUCUUUGGGAGUCCAUGUAUAUGAUUUGAAUGAACGGUGUUCUUUAGGACUAAUUAAAUGGGAAGAACCUAAGGAAGGUAAAUUGACAGCCUUCCGAUGCAACCUCAAUUGGUCCAACUCAACUACUUUACUCAUCGGUUGGGUGGACACGAUUAGAAUUUGUGUCAUAAGAAAGCGGAAUCCUGUCGAAGUUUCGACCCGGAAUCUUCCCGAAUACAUCGUAGAUCCCAUGUCCACAUUCCAAACGGAUUUCUACGUCUGUGGUAUCGCACCACUGGAAACCCAUCAAUUGGUGGUGUUGGGUUAUUCGAAAGAACGCGACAUGGAGACAAAGAAAGCCCUUCGACCGAUUCUCUGUGUGCUGCAGUACAAAGCUAGUGAUUAUAUUGAAGUUUGUACCGACAGUCUCUCCAUGAGAGGGCAUCAAGAAUAUAAGUGUGACGAUUAUCAUCUUGAGUGUUUGAUUGAGGAGAACCAGUAUUUCAUCGUGUCACCAAAAGAUGUGGUGGUAGCUAGUCUCUAUGAGACGGAUGAUCGCGUUCAAUGGUUGAUCGAACACGGGAAAUUUGAACAAGCCAUGGAAGUGAUAUCAAAAAGCGGCGGCAAAUACUCACUUAUUACGGUAGCACGCCUCUACCUGGAUCACCUACUCAGCCUUCAGCAGUACGAUGAAGCGGCUAAACUUUGCCAACGCGCCUUCGCAAACGAUAAACAGCUAUGGGAGGAAGAGGUCUACAAGUUCGUAAAGGUGAAACAACUUCGUUCAGUGAGCAAAUAUAUUCCUCGAUCAGACGUUUGUAAACUGAAUCCACAUGUGUACGAAAUGAUACUGUACGAGUAUCUACAGCUGGAUCCCGAAGGCUUCCUAAGACUAAUUAAGGAAUGGCAGCCUGGGCUGUACAAUACUAAGGCGGUCAUCAAUGCCAUAAAUGACCAUUUCAACAAAAAAGAUGCUAAUAUUUUAUUGGAGGCAUUGGCGAUAUUGUAUACCCACGACAGGGAAUAUGAUAAAGCCCUAACAAUGUAUUUGAAAUUGCAGCAUAAAGAUGUUUUUGAACUGAUUAAGAAGCACAACCUUUAUUCGGUGAUCAAAGACACGAUAGUGCAAUUAAUUGAGUUAGAUAGCGAAAAAGCAAUUGCCAUGCUGCUGGAAAAGAAUAAGAUCCCAGUGGAAGUCGUUGUGAAAGAACUCGAAAAUAGAGAGGACUAUCUGUACAGGUAUCUGGAUGCCUACGAUAAAAUUGAUAACUCAGGCAAAUUUCAUUGGAAACUGGUUCGUCUGUAUGCAGCAUACGAACCAAGCAAACUGUUAUCAUUCCUGAAACGCUCGAACAAUUAUCCCAUCCAAGAGGCAUUCGAUAUCUGCAAGGAACUACUGUUCUAUCCUGAAAUGGUGUAUCUGUUGGGUAGAAUGGGUAAUACGAGGGAAGCCCUGUCGAUAAUAAUCCACAAACUGGAAGAUAUUCAAAUGGCAAUCGAUUUUUGCAAAGAACACGAUGAUAUGGACCUCUGGAAUGAUUUGAUCAACGAAUCUGUCAACAAGCCUUAUAUUAUGACGAAAUUACUAGACGGCAUUGCCGGUUUCGUCAAUCCUGAACUACUGGUUAACAAAAUUAAAAAGGGUCAGAAUAUUCCGGGGUUAAAAAAUUCCAUAAUCAAGAUGCUCUGCGGGUUCAGUUUACAGGUUUCGAUACAGGAUGGUUGCAAUCAGAUUUUAGUAUCAGACUAUUUCGAUAUGCACGAGAGGCUAUCGAAAGUGCAGCAGAAAGCCCUGGCGGUUACUGGCGAAAACACGUGUGGCUUAUGUAGGCGAGAUAUUAUCGUGAAAGAUCAUCUAAGGACGGACGUGGUGGUGUUCAACUGUCGGCAUUUUUUCCACGAAAAUUGUUUGCCAGAUAAGUAUAGCGUAGAUUUUUGUACGGUAUGUAAAUCGCGAAAACCGUGAUGAACUGCGCACACGCGCGUGUAUAUAUCAGUUAGUGUAAUCCAUAAGCAAACGUUAUGUGGUAUAUUUUAGCUGUUCGCUCAUUUUUAGUUUUUAAGUAUUUAUUUUUAUAUACGAUCAUUAAAGA
Topomyia yanbarensis is the source of this 2761-nucleotide messenger RNA. It is a transcript of the gene lt, whose product is annotated as vacuolar protein sorting-associated protein 41 homolog. Lineage: Eukaryota; Metazoa; Arthropoda; Insecta; Diptera; Culicidae. Gene Ontology annotation, cellular component: late endosome; HOPS complex. The record is from RefSeq and is a predicted model, not a curated record. The transcript has 10 exons. The coding region runs from base 13 to 2634 and encodes 873 amino acids. Gene Ontology annotation, molecular function: protein binding. Gene Ontology annotation, biological process: protein targeting to vacuole; macroautophagy; cellular response to starvation.